AUGAAGCAAAAGAGAUCGUCUGCUCAACGCGAUGAGUGGAAGGGUGGCGACUACUUCCCUCUCGAAGACAUGACUCAACAACCGCAGCAGCAUCAUCGACAGGACCGAGCAACCUCAUCGAACGCUGUCGACGACAAUGAAUCAUUCCUUGAGAACUCCAACCCAUCAAUGCCAGCCAUUCACAAUCUAGACGAGUUUCUCACCAACGUCUACAAUUAUUAUGUUGCCAAAGGCUUUUACUGUAUUCUAUUCGAUCAUUUCUUUGAACUAUUCACAUCAUUAUUCGUUGUUACAUUCUUUACAUUCCUAGUGUCAUUUGUCGACUACUACAAAGUACUGUUUGCCGAUAGCAAGUCAAUCAACGAGGUUGUGGACUUUUCAAGGAGCGUACCAUCUUGGUUGAUCAUCUUCUUGAUAUUAUUCUGUUCAUAUUGGCUCAUGAAAUUCUUUAGAUUCCUCGUUGAACUCAGAUCCAUCUUUGAGGUCAAAAGGUUCUAUCAUGACGUAUUGCGCAUCACAGAGGAGGACAUACAAACUAUUGAAUGGAGUAAGAUUGCAACCAAACUUGUUGGUGUUCCUAGACUCUGUCUGGUCAAACAGAAUAUGAGUGCACUGGAUAUUGCCAACAGAAUCAUGAGGAAAGAGAACUACAUCAUUGGAAUGAUCGACAGGAAGAUCUUUGACCUCUCAAUUCCCUUCCCAUUCCUGAGACAGUACAAGUUCAUCACCAAGACUCUUGAAUGGAGUAUCAUGUACGUUCUCUACAAUCACAUUUUCGAUGCCAAUGGUGUUGUAAAGGAGGAAUAUUUCGAUCCAACUCAAAGAGAUAGACUGGCCAGAGGUCUUACAAGGAGAUUCAGAAUGAUUGGUCUGGUUGGAUUGUUUGCAUCGCCAUUCAUUUUCUUCUUCCUUCUCAUCUACUACUUCUUUAAGUAUGCUGAGGAGUUUAAGAACAAACCUGGCUCGUUGGGCAGUCGUGAAUGGUCUCCCUUGGCCAAGUGGAAGUUUAGAGAGUUCAAUGAGCUUCCACACCUUUUCAAUAUUAGACUGAAUCUGAGCUAUCCACAUGCCAACAAAUAUGUUGACAGCUUCUCAUCAGAACUUCUUUCUAUAUUUGCCAAAUUUAUAUCAUUCGUACUUGGAUCAAUCCUUGCAGUGUUCCUGGUGUUUGGAGUGAUCAACGACGAUUUCCUAUUCAGCUUUGACCUAUUUGGACGCACGCCCAUUUGGUACGUUGGAAUCUUUGGAACUGCACUGGCUAUCUGCAGAUCUCUCAUCCCCGAGGAGAACGAGGUGUUCAAUCCCGCAAAGCACAUGAUCAAGGUUGUCAAGUACACCCAUUACAUCCCAAAGAGUUGGAGUGGUCGAACACAUACCUACACUGUUCGCAACAGAUUCCUUAAGCUCUUUGAAUAUCGUAUUGUGGACUUCUUGCGCGAGGUCUCCUCUGUGAUCUUUGCCCCAUUCAUACUCCUGUUCUCCCUGCCAAACUCAUCCUUGGCCAUCCUGGAGUUCAUCGCAAUGUACACUGUCAACCUUGAGGGCGUUGGCAAGAUCUGCAUGUUUGGUACCUUCACAAACCUCUCACGCUAUGGCAACACUCUGAACCAAGCCAACAAGAGCGGCAUGGUUCGUUCAUUCUCAGAAACCGACCACAACAGCCACAACAAGCAAGACAAGGUUGAGAGAUCGGUCGUCAACUUUAAGAUUGCCAAUCCAGAAUGGCAUAUUCCUGAUCACGAUGUGUUGGAGGAGCUCAACAGCUACAUUGGCACUGCCCUCCAGCAGCAGCAACAACAGGAACAACAGGAGCAACAGCAAGAGCAGCAAUCUCAGAAUAGCGUCAUUUUCAAUGGAGGCAGAGGAAAGGAACCCUCCUAUCGCUCAGCAUACCUUGACAACAUUGAGGACUCUAGAAUCAUAUCACCAGAGUUGCUGAACUUGGUCUACAACUCUGCUCACUCCAAUGACAACAGUGUCCGAUCCUCUGGCAGAUUCAACUUGGACAACGUAUCUACCAACUGCAUCAAUGACCUCCAGCAGUCCUACUUUGAUUCACAGAUCUUCCUCAGUCCAAUGAAAGACACUACCAAGUACAACAGAAAAGAUUCCGACGACAACGACUAUGUCUAA
Acytostelium subglobosum LB1 is the source of this 2133-nucleotide messenger RNA. RefSeq lists its product as hypothetical. Bases 1 to 2133 code for a protein of 710 amino acids. The record is from RefSeq and is a predicted model, not a curated record. Gene Ontology annotation, biological process: autophagy of mitochondrion; protein localization to phagophore assembly site. NCBI's taxonomy places the organism in Eukaryota, Evosea, Eumycetozoa, Acytosteliales, Acytosteliaceae. The transcript has 5 exons. Gene Ontology annotation, cellular component: phagophore assembly site; autophagosome.